AUGUUUGCAGGUGAAGUUGUCACAUUCACAAAAAUUACUGUUGUUCUUUUUGUUGUCGCUGUUAUGGGCACAUAUGUUGGCUUUUUGCCAGUGACUUCAGUAGUCGUGAUUUUUCUGGUAGUAGUACUCGAAGUCCUUUCAGUUGUUGGCGUUGUUGUCGUUUUUAGCCACCAAGGGAUAGUAGUUGUGGUAGUUGUAGUCUUUGUGGUACUUUUUGAAGUUGUGGUUGGUAUAGUAGAAGUUGGGGUAGUAGAUGUUUCCGUAGUCGAUGUUUCCACAGUCGAUGUUUCUGUUGUACUGGUUUCCGUUGAUGUGCUUGUACUGGUGGUUGUUGGUAUGGUUGUCGUGGUGGUCGUGCUUGUCGUAGUACUCUCUUCGGUCGUAGUUGGAGUAGUCGUAGUCGUCAAACUUGUAGUUGAAGGGGUUUGUGAUGAAGUAGUAGUUUUAGCAGUACUACUAGUUACCGUAGUUGUGGAAAGUGUAGUAGUCUUUGGCGAUGUGGUUGUUGUGACAGUACUGCUUGGCGAUGAGGUAGAUGUUGCUCUCCUACUUGUUGCAGAAGUAAUCCACGGUUUCGGUCCCGAACUGGUGGUUGUGGGAUACGUUCCUUUAGUUGCAGAAGAGGUAAUAGUACUGGUAGUAAUUCUGGUUGUCCCACUCGUGGCAGCAGACGUGGGAAUAAUGGCUUUUAUUGUAGAGGUCAAAUUUGUUAUUCUCGUCUGUCCAGAGGUUAUCUCCGACACUUUGGAAAGUGGUUGCAUUUUAGUUGUCGUAUUUGUAGCAAAUAGUUUUGCGGAGGUCUCAUCGCUUUUUGUUCCACUAGUAAGAGAAAAUGACUUCGUUGAUUCAUUUUUGCCGUUAGUAAAUUUCUGUGCAUGA
Strongylus vulgaris is the source of this 879-nucleotide messenger RNA. Lineage: Eukaryota; Metazoa; Nematoda; Chromadorea; Rhabditida; Strongylidae. The record is from the annotation of a GenBank genome assembly.